AUGUCGAACCCAAGAAUAGAAGAGCUCCCUGAUGAUGAGCCCGACAAGAAGGCAGCAGCAGAAGAUGCCUCCAGCUCGUCUGACUCUGAACCCGAGGCCGCUGCUGAAGGAGAAGCCAAUAUUCCUGCUGGUUCUGCGGUCGCAGUCCACAGCCGAAACGAGAAAAAGGCGAGAAAGGCAAUUGGCAAGCUGGGCUUGAAGCAUGUUCCGGGAAUUACACGAGUUACGUUGAGGAGACCAAAAGGAAUCCUCUUCGUCAUCUCCAACCCUGAUGUCUACCGAUCGCCAACCAGCAACACCUGGAUUAUUUUCGGCGAGGCUAAGAUUGAAGAUCUUAACUCACAAUCCCAAGCCGCUGCUGCUCAGCAACUCGCAGCCGCCGAGGCAGCCAAUGCAGAUCACGCCGGCCACGACCACGGACCGGAGAACGGCAAGGGCAAGGCGGUUGAAGACAAGAAGGCAGAGGAUGAAGAAGAUGAUGAGGAAGAGGUUGACGAUAGCGGUCUCGAGGCCAAAGACAUUGAACUUGUCAUGACCCAAGCAUCCGUCUCGAGGAAGAAAGCUGUUAAAGCUCUGAAGGAGAACAACAAUGACAUAGUCAACUCUAUCAUGGCGCUGAGUGUAUGA
This is a messenger RNA of Cladophialophora psammophila CBS 110553, 627 nucleotides long. RefSeq names its product nascent polypeptide-associated complex subunit alpha. Gene Ontology annotation, biological process: protein targeting to membrane. The coding region runs from base 1 to 627 and encodes 208 amino acids. Lineage: Eukaryota; Fungi; Ascomycota; Eurotiomycetes; Chaetothyriales; Herpotrichiellaceae. The record is from RefSeq and is a predicted model, not a curated record. Gene Ontology annotation, cellular component: cytoplasm; nascent polypeptide-associated complex. The transcript is spliced from 3 exons.